Molecule: messenger RNA, 3670 nt
Organism: Talpa occidentalis (Iberian mole)
Lineage: Eukaryota; Metazoa; Chordata; Mammalia; Eulipotyphla; Talpidae
Gene: EIF4ENIF1
Product: eukaryotic translation initiation factor 4E nuclear import factor 1
Exons: 19
Coding region: 210-3164 (984 amino acids)
Biological process (GO): negative regulation of translation
Cellular component (GO): nucleus; cytoplasm
Molecular function (GO): mRNA binding
Source: RefSeq, a predicted model, not a curated record
GGGGAGGGGGUCGGGGAGGAGGGGCGAGGGCCGGGCCGCGGUUACGGCGGCUGAGGAGAGACAGCCCGGGCGGGUGGGGGGGGCGAGAGCGAAGGCCGCGCGGAGCAGCGCUCGGACCGGCGCGGGCGCGGGGAGGGCGGCGGCGGCCGAGGCGAAGGGCCGCCGGGCGGCGGAGGCACCCAGUGCAAAGAACUGUAGACCACGGAGCCAUGGACAAGAGAAGUGUGGGUGAAACAGAAAAUGGAGAUGCUUUCCUUGACCUGAAGAAGCAUCCGGCCUCCAAAUCCCCCCAUCGCUAUACAAAAGAGGAACUUUUGGAUAUAAAAGAACGCCCUCAUUCCAAGCAGAGGCCUUCAUGCCUUUCUGAAAAAUACGACAGUGAUGGUGUCUGGGACCCUGAGAAGUGGCAUGCCUCUCUCUACCCAGCCUCAGGGCGGAGCUCACCAGUGGAAAGUCUGAAGAAAGAGUUGGAUACAGACCGCCCUUCCUUGGUGCGCAAGAUUGUAGAUCCACGAGAGCGUGUGAAAGAAGAUGACUUAGAUGUUGUUCUCAGCCCACAGAGACGAAGCUUUGGAGGGGGCUGCCACGUAACAGCUGCUGUUAGCUCCCGGCGCUCAGGAAGCCCUUUGGAGAAAGACAGUGAUGGACUUCGCCUGCUUGGUGGAAGGAGGAUUGGCAGUGGAAGGAUAAUCUCUGCUCGGACCUUUGAGAAGGAUCAUCGGCUUAGUGAUAAGGAUCUACGGGACUUGAGGGACAGAGACCGAGAGAGGGACUAUAAGGACAAGCGUUUCAGGAGGGAGUUUGGGGAUAGUAAGCGUGUCUUUGGUGAACGUAGAAGAAAUGAUUCCUAUACAGAAGAAGAACCAGAAUGGUUCUCAGCUGGACCCACAAGUCAGUCUGAAACCAUUGAGCUAACUGGCUUUGAUGAUAAGAUACUGGAAGAAGAUCAUAAGGGGAGAAAGAGAACAAGGCGACGGACAGCUUCUGUGAAGGAAGGCAUAGUUGAGUGCAAUGGAGGAGUGGCGGAAGAAGAUGAGGUGGAGGUCCUCCUUGCCCAGGAGCCAGCUGCUGAUCAGGAAGUGCCAAGAGAUGCUAUCUUGGCUGAACAGUCCCCAGGAGAAUUUGACUUUAAUGAGUUCUUUAACCUUGAUAAGGUGCCAUGCUUGGCUUCGAUGAUAGAAGAUGUUUUGGGAGAAGGGUCAGUCUCUGCCAGUCGAUUCAGUAGAUGGUUCUCUAACCCAAGCCGUUCAGGAAGCCGAUCCAGCAGUCUUGGGUCAACACCACAUGAAGAACUGGAGAGACUUGCAGGUCUGGAGCAAGCCAUCCUUUCUCCUGGACAGAACUCGGGGAAUUAUUUUGCUCCUAUACCAUUGGAAGACCAUGCUGAAAAUAAAGUGGAUAUUUUAGAAAUGCUACAGAAAGCCAAAGUGGAUUUAAAACCUCUUCUUUCCAGCCUUUCUGCAAAUAAAGAAAAACUUAAAGAGAGCUCACAUUCUGGAGUUGUGCUUUCAGUGGAAGAGGUAGAAGCAGGACUCAAGGGCUUGAAGGUGGACCAGCAAGUGAAGAAUUCAACUCCCUUCAUGGCAGAACACUUAGAGGAGACCCUGAGUGCUGUUACCAACAAUCGACAGCUCAAAAAAGAUGGAGAUAUGACUGCGUUCAACAAGCUUGUGAGCACCAUGAAAGCAAGUGGAACUUUGCCUUCUCAGCCCAAAGUUAGCCGAAACCUUGAAAGCCAUUUGAUGUCCCCUGCUGAGAUUCCAGGCCAGCCUGUCCCUAAGAACAUUCUGCAGGAACUUCUGGGUCCACCAGUUCAGAGACCUGCUUCUUCCAAUCUUCUGAGUGGCCUUAUGGGGAGCUUGGAGUCUACAUCUUUACUGGCCCAAAGAGCACCCUCUCCUCCCUUGUCACAGGUGUUUCAGACACGAGCAGCCUCAGCAGACUACCUUCGUCCUAGAAUACCAUCACCAAUUGGUUUCACACCAGGACCACAGCAACUUCUUGGAGAUCCAUUCCAAGGCAUGCGCAAGCCCAUGAGCCCUGUCACAACCCAGAUGAGCCAGCUAGAAUUGCAACAGGCAGCUUUGGAGGGGCUGGCCCUACCACAUGACCUUGCAGUGCCAGCAGCAAACUUCUACCAGCCUGGUUUUAGCAAACCACAAAUGGACAGAACCCGAGAUGGAUUCAGAAACCGGCAACAGCGAGUGACCAAGUCACCAGCACCUGUGCACCGAGGGAAUUCCUCAUCCCCUGCCCCUGCAGCACCCAUCACAAGCAUGCUUUCACCUUCUUUUACCCCUACCUCAGUGAUUCGUAAAAUGUAUGAAAGCAAAGAGAAAAGCAAGGAAGAGCCAGCACCUGGAAAAGCAGCUGUUGGUGAAAAUAAAGAGGACACUCAGAAGACCAGUGAAGAGAGUCUCCUGUCACCCAACUCUGUGCACAGUGCUGAUCGAGACUCUUCUCCAACUACAAAUCCCAAAUUGUCAACAUUGCAGCGCUCUUCAUGUUCUACCCCACUGUCCCAGACCAGCCGUUACACCAAAGAACAAGAUUACCGACCUAAAGCAACUGGGAGAAAAACACCCACUUUGGUGUCCCCAGUUCCAGGAACACCCUUUCUCCGCCCUGUCCACCAAGUUCCCCUCGUUCCCCAUGUCCCAAUUGUUCGGCAUGCUCACCAGCUUCACCCAGGGUUGGUCCAAAGGAUGCUGGCCCAGGGAGUCCAUCCACAGCAUCUUCCGAAUUUACUCCAAGCUGGUAUGCUUCCUCCUGGGAUGGAUCUGACUCACUUACAGGGUCUAUCUGGUCCAAUCCUGGGUCAACCCUUUUACCCUUUACCUGCCACUAAUCAUCCUCUCCUAAACCCUCGUCCUGGGACACCUCUGCAUCUGGCAAUGAUGCAACAGCAAUUACAGCGCUCAGUUCUUCAUCCUCCAGGCUCUGGUUCCCAGGCAGCAGCUGUCAGCAUUCAGACAACCCCUCAAAAUGUACCCAGCAGGUCAGGCCUGCCCCACAUGCACUCGCAGCUGGAGCAUCGCCCCAAUCAGAGGAGCAGCUCCCCGGUGGGCCUAGCCAAAUGGUUUGGCUCAGAUGUGCUACAGCAGCCCCUGCCCUCCAUGCCUGCCAAAGUCAUCAGUGUAGAUGAAUUGGAAUACCGACAGUGAAGCAGGACUGGUGGGCUCACCUAAUCCUGGACUUACGGCGGCACCUUGGCCAGGACUCUGCUUCCUCAUUGUGGGAUAAUUUGGGGCUUUUCUUUGGAGCACUCUGCAAGGGUUCAGGCACCUGGCGCAGUCCGCAUUAUGAAGGAAGCUGGAAAGAUCGUAACCAAUUGAAUGGAGCCCUCGUGGUCUGAAGAGGGUUGACAACAUGCACGGUGUUGUCAAUCCUGGAUUGUCUGUUGUAUAUCUGUGUGGGUUUUUUUUUUUUUUGUAAAAUAUGUGAAUGAAGUGUUGGUGUCUUCACCAAGAGGUGGCACCUAACCCUUAUGUACAGACCUGUGUAUAAACAACUUUUGUAUAUACAUAUAGGAUAGCUUUUUUGAACUUAUACAGCUGUACAUAAAAGUAGCUGUUAGUAGUUAAGCCUCUGUGAAGUUUGAAUUUUUUUCACUUGUAUAUUUGGGACUUUCUUGGUUGAUUAAAGUUGCAGUUGCUGCGUAAGUGAAGCA